Trichomonas vaginalis G3 is the source of this 1752-nucleotide messenger RNA. Its product is annotated as papain family cysteine protease domain containing protein family. Lineage: Eukaryota; Parabasalia; Trichomonadida; Trichomonadidae. The record is from RefSeq and is a predicted model, not a curated record. The transcript has a single exon. Bases 1 to 1752 code for a protein of 583 amino acids.
AUGGAUCCAGAAAGUCUUCUCGACAAAGCGGCUCUAUUGAAGGAGCCCGAGGUUAAGGAGCCAAAAGAUAAAUGCAUGACCGCAGCUCUUGUCCUUUCUAUUCUUGUUUUUCUUGCUUCUAUUGGCACACUUUUAUUCACAACAAGAUCAUACAUACAGCUUCAUCAAUCACGUGUUUUAACACCAACCGAUUCCAUAAUUCAACGUUUACUUAACAAUUCUAAUGAUUAUAUCCUUCCAACACGUUUUGGAGUUAAUGAGUCAUUUAUUACACCACCAACAGAUCAAAUGCAGCGUGGCACAUGCUGGAUUUUCUCCGUCGUAACACUUCUUGAGUCACAAUACCGUGCCCAAGGCAUCAAAAACGGCUGGUUAAACGAAUCAGAUUAUGUCAACUUUUCAAAGCAAGCCUAUGGUGCUUGGGUUGUUGACAAGUGCAUGGCUACAGGCCGUAACUCCUCAGUCUGCCAUCACAGUGGACUUUGGAUCAACGAAACAACAGAUGGAAAAGCCGAUUCUCUUGUUUCCCUUUCCAAGGACUAUCCAGACAUCAUGAAAUCCGUUCUCCCAGAGUCCGUCUGCCCAUACAUCCCAACACCAAGCGCAGAAACCGACAGAGAAUGCCCUGGAAUGGAAGAUGCCCUCAAGAAGAACCCAAUUGAGUUCAAAGUCCUCUCCUGGGAAGCCGCAUCCGAUGUCUACCACACAAAGAAGCUUCUCUUCAAAGCACAGCGCACAUUAACAGUUGGAACUCCACUUGCCGAAUUAAUCUACUACGUACCAUGCGACAGCGAUGCCUGGAAGGAUGACGAUGUUUGCACAGCCGCCAAGCGCGUUUCCUGCCCAACAAAUUACAAAUCCCAAUAUUGCGGAAUUGUCACAUUCGAAGGCCGUCUUCCUGAUGGCACUUUCACCCUCGUCGACGAGAAGUUCAACCGUUCCGCCAAAUGGGGCGGCCACGCUAUGAAUGUCGUCGGAUACAACGAUGAUUGGGUUUACAGGAACCGCCAUGUUACAGACGAUUCCUUAGCCAACCUCAAAGGCGGCUUCAUCUACCACAACUCCUGGCGCAACAACGGCCACUCAUUCGAGUAUUUGCUCGGUCGCAGAUCAGAAGAGAACGAAGCCGUCAUUUGCCCUAACCACAACCAUCCACAGAACUGGGUUCCAGGCAAACUCGACUGCCUCAAGCAAAAUAACGGCGAUGUAACUAAAUGCGGAACAGAAUACAAAUACGUACGCGGAAAAGGCACAAUCAACCAUACAGACAGAUUGGUUUGCGUCGAUAAGAGCGGUCGCUGCAAUCCAGAUAGAUACUACGCGCUCUCUCAGAGCGAUCUUCCAGAUGAAGAUGUCGCAAUCGACCAUCUCUUCACAGGAAUGGACAGAACGAGAUUUGUAUCAUGGAACAAGGACGGAACAGACGUCAAAUACGAGUACAUCGAGAAAGUUCCGUUCUCUUAUCUCUGGAAGAUCAUGAAUCCAGAUCCAGAAACAUUUGUAAUGAACGACAUCCACCAGUGCGGCUACUACAUGAUGCCUUACCAGGUCUUGGAGAGAAUGAACAGACAGAACUGGGCAAUGCUCGAUAACUACCACGCAACAGACAUUCAGGUAGAGUUCUCUCCGAAAUCGUACUUGGCAAACAAGAACAAGUACAAGGAGUUGGACUACUCCCUCUUAGAAAAGUCUUCUUGGACUAUCAAUAAGACCAUGUUCCAUGGCCCACUUCCAUACAAAUACGUCUUUUAA